Messenger RNA from Eriocheir sinensis (Chinese mitten crab), 6406 nucleotides. It is a transcript of the gene Arp6, whose product is annotated as actin-related protein 6-like. Gene Ontology annotation, cellular component: Swr1 complex. The transcript is spliced from 9 exons. Lineage: Eukaryota; Metazoa; Arthropoda; Malacostraca; Decapoda; Varunidae. The record is from RefSeq and is a predicted model, not a curated record. Gene Ontology annotation, molecular function: nucleosome binding. Bases 16 to 1263 code for a protein of 415 amino acids.
UUUUGCGAGUGCGAGAUGAUUCCCACAACAGAAGAAGAAGAGGAAGAGGAAUGCGAGGAGGCCGCGGCGGGCAUGGCAAACGUCUUUAUCCUCGACAAUGGCGCCUACACGAUCAAGGCGGGCUUUUCCAACCAGAAUGAACCGAGAAUUAUGCCAAAUGCCAUCAUGAAAGCUAAAAGUGAACGCAGAAGACCAUUUAUUGCAGACCAAAUUGAAGAUUGUAGAGAUGCUUCAGGACUUUUCUAUAUAUUACCUUUUCAGAAGGGUUACUUGGUUAAUUGGGACAUACAGAAGACUGUGUGGGACUACGUUUUUGGCAAAGAUGUUUUCAAUGUCAAUCACACCAACACCACCAUGAUUGUUACUGAGCCGUACAUCAACUUCACCAGCACUCAAGAGGCGCUUUGUGAAAUAUUUUUUGAAGAAUACGAGGUUGAUGCCUUACUUCGAAUAAAUGCUGGAGACCUGUCAGUACACAAGUACCACCGGGACCGCCCAAGGGAACUGUGUUGCUUACUGGUGGAGUCUGGCUUUAGCUUCACCCACAUUGUGCCAUACAUCCAAGGGAAGAAGCAAAAGGAUGCCAUUCUUAGAGUAGAUGUUGGAGGCAAAGUGCUCACCAAUCACUUAAAGGAGCUUAUAUCUUACAGGCAACUCAAUGUCAUGGAUGAGACAUAUGUGAUCAAUCAAGUAAAGGAAGAUGCAUGUUUUGCUUCACUUGACUUCAAUGCUGACAUGAGAACAGCUCGUGGUUGGCGAGAGGAAAACACCAUCCUCAGAGAUUAUGUGCUGCCGGACUUCACCACCAUAAAGAGGGGCUAUGUCAGAUCAUUGGAGGAGUCCACAGGAAAGUCUACUGCUGGUGAACAGCUUAUCCGCCUCAACAAUGAACGAUUCAGCAUACCUGAACUCCUCUUUCACCCAAAUGAUGUUGGUAUUCAGGAGAUGGGCAUCACUGAAGCUAUUGUUCAUUCUAUCAACAAAUGUCCAGAAGAGACCAGGCCUCAUUUGUAUCGAAACAUCCUGCUCACUGGAGGGAAUUGCAAUUUUCCUAUGUUUAAGGACAGAGUGUUCAAAGAUGUCCGAUCCAUGGCGCCUGAUGAAUAUGAAGUUAAUGUUACCCUCGCCAAAAAUCCCUCUACAUACUGCUGGAGGGGAGGUGCUGCCAUUAGCCGGUCGGCACAUUUCCCGGAGAUGUUGGUCACCAAGAAGGAGUGGGAGGAAGAUGGUUUUAAUAUAUGCCAAGAAAGAUUUUGUGUUUAGAUUAAUUCAAGAUCGAUAAGACUGAAAGGAAUGAUUUACAUGAAAGGAUGACCAGCCCCUUCUUCUAGUCUGGAGGAAUGGUACCAGAUUCCCUAUAUGGCAGUCAAGACCAUGUGCACAUUGUGCCUCCUCCAGCUUUGAGCAACUCUGCACUGAUAUCACAAACACCAGCUGCCUUUUCACCCCUAAUCUUCCCCUAAUCUUGCCACAGCCUCUGACCUUGUGAAGAGGGUGGGGUCUUGUUAGUGGGUGGAUCAGCAUCCCUUAUUUGUAACCCAGUAAAUGGGGUCUGGCUGGUCAGAGGGUUCACCAUGUACAGUUGCUUAAUGUACUCAGCCCAACAAGCCCUCUGCCCAUCCAUGUCUAACACGAAGCAACCAUCUGUUGUUUGGAUAGCCCACACCCAAGAGGAAGGCUUGGAGCAGAGCUUCUUCAGAACUUGGUGAACAGAACAAAAGUCAAAUUGCAUUGAAAUGACACUUGACAUCCUUAGCGAGAAUCCUGACAUACCUCCUUGUAUCCCCAGGACAGUUCAAGUCCUAUGUGACAGAGACCUAUACUGGUCCUGAUUCCCCUGCAAGUCUGGCAGCUUGACUUUUUGAUAUUCUUUAAAGUCUCCCCCCAUGUCAUAACACUUCUUGACCUUGGUUGUGCUCUAAUGCACUCCUUUGCAGCUUGAAGAGUUUUACAUUUGAAGGUGUCCCACAACUCUGCACCGAUUGUUGCGGUAGAACCCUUUAAGACAUUCUAAGGGAGAGUUUUCAGCAUAUGGCCCCAGGAUGUUUGAGAAGACCACAUGUAGAGAUCUCCGAGGAUUUACCCCGAAACUAUUUCUACAGGCAGGCACCAUGUUACACCACCCUAGCCACCCACCCAAAAAGGUAAUGUAGAAAUGCCAAUACAGUCAACCCUCACUUUAACAAAACAGUUGGGGGUUAGAGGGUGAUGUUAUAUCCAAAAAUCUGUUAUACCUGAGGGAUCCAAGCUUUUUACACAUAAUGAACUUUGUUCAUUAUAUGAGCUGAAAGCUCACUUUUUCUGAUAAGGUGGCAGUGGCUGAAAGCAUGUUUUGCAGUCACAGUCUUCUGUCAGGCAAAACUUGACAAAUCUCAUUAAUAUUACUGGGAGAGUGGCAGCAUUAUUAUGCAUGUGCACACUAAACCCUUUGCCUCAAAACAGCACUCAUCAAGAUCAUUUGGUUGGCUUUGCAUAACUGUACUUGACUGAGAUUUUCAUUUAAUAAGGCAAAUUUACCUUCAUUUCAUUCAACUAUAUGUGUGUACCAUGUAAAAAAAUAUACAACAGCUACAAAUGACGAUUUGGCUUCUUGCCAAAGACUCUAAUGUCCAUUUAAUGUGUAAACAUAUAUAAUUAGCAGUUCACAACAUGACCACUGCUUCUAAAGUAUCAAAUGUGUGUGAAACUCGAGUACCCACUGCACUCAGAAGUUGAAACACUGGAAUAAAGUGAUAGUACUUCAAAGAGAGAGAGAAUAUUAUGAAGUACAUAGAUAACUAACAUGAGAGAGUAAACAAAGGAUCAAUAUCAAAGGUUGCUUUUCUUUUAACCUCUUCAACACGAGGACGUGUAUACUGCGUCCUUGUGUGCCCUGUACCAUAUCCGAGGACGCGCAUACUGCGUCCUAGCUCACUUUAGCUAAUAUACGAGUUAUCUUAUUUAUAUUUAUGCUUACAUCUCAAAAUUAUCAAUUAAUUUAUGUUUCUUUAUGUGCACCAUUUAAUUCUGCAUGUUUUCAUAUAUAAUACAUGAUGAUUAUAUUGAGUUUAUGGCUGAAAACAUGUCAUAUUUAAUAGCGACAUUUGAAAUUUGGCGCACGCGGCGAUCCUGGAUACGGCGCGGGGCGCUGUUUUGGCCUGGCCGUAGUGAGUUUCUUUAUGUGCACCAUUUAAUUCUGCAUGUCUUCAUAUAUAAUACAUGAUGAUUAUGUUGAGAUUAUGGCUGAAAACUUGUAUUCAAUAGUGACAUUUGAAAUUUGGCGCACGCGGCGAUCCCGGAUAUGGCGCAGGGCGCUGUUUUGGCCCGGCCAUAGUGAAGGGGUUAAAGAAAAGCUAAAACUUUACCAUGGCUUGAUUACAUGUAUGUAAUUCUCAAAAAUUUAUAACUGCAGUCUUCAGAAAACCCAACCCACAAAUUAUAUUGUUCUACAAUAAUAGUACUCAAAGAGCACACUGUGAUUGUAGGUGAAAUUCCAAUUAUUUUAUCAAAUUUAUGUUUUUCCUUGGUAGCUAUGUGGUUAAUAGAAAAGCCAGAGGGAUAAGUACAAAUUCUAGAAAUGUAAUGUUUAUAUAUUAACAAGUUUAGAUAUAUAGCUGAAACAACCUGAGGUAAUGUUCCCUGUUGAAAGACAAUUAUCAAGUGUUAAAACCCAAUAACUGCAUAUUUCAUUUUUAUAUAAUUAAGACACUCAAAGCAUUAAUUAAUCAGAAAAAGUCACUCAGCAUGCAAAUCUACGUCUAUGAAAAGAUACCACACUAAAAAGCUGCUUCUCAAGCAGACAAACACUUAUAACUUUUCUAGAAACCUAUACAAAAAUAUUAGUCAGUAUAAAAGUGAGGAAAAGUCUCAUAGAGCUCUUAAAAUACAGAAAUUGGGGCACUCAGCUGUAGCUGUUUGUAAUGUGCACCGAGUAAACAUCAAUAUCAAAGCUACAGAAAUGUGUAAACUGUCCAUGUAUUUUGUUUACUUUUGUCUUGUAUAUUGUCAAGUCUGAAAACCUUAAAGACUUCUGUUCCCCUGCUCAUAAGGCCUCAAACAGGCUGGCUUAUAAUGUAUCUCAUCCUUAAUUGAUGCUUGUUUGUCAAGACCACCACCACUCAUUUACUUGCUACUGACUGUAGCAGACUGUGCAAAACACUUCCUAGCUUGCACUUAGUAUUUUGUAUUAUUUAAUGCAAGAUUCUGCUUAAGACUCAAAAAAGGUAUUAGUGGAAGUGUGUUUUAUGUGGCACAACUGAAUCCUGAGGUUAAGUGGUAGUGGAGAUUAUGAAAAUAUGAAUUUAAUGGCAAGGAAUCUGUUUGAAAUAUUUUUAUGUAUGUAUGAAAUAAAUUAUCUAAUAAAAGCAAUGCUAUCCUUUUAAGAUCUCAAAGGAGUAACCCUUCCCCGUAUCACCACUAAAUCAACUAUCAACACUUGUACUGGCACUGUCCUCAUACCCACAGCUAUAUGCCCAAUUGACUACGUCAACUGGUUUUACUGCUUUGAAGAACUUCGUAAAAUCCUUGCAGACAACUAUGAUGUUGCUGUCACUUGCUUUAAACCCCUCAGGCAGCUGUAACUACCGAAAAAACAGUAUUCAAUUAUCAUGACCUUCCUACAACAGUGCAGACAUAUGAGGAACUUGAUGCAAAGUCCAACUGUACAUUACUCUCUCCCACCAGUGCCAAAACAAUUGGUAUUUUAGCCACCCUCCUAAACUAUACAGAUCUACUGCAUGCUGCCCUCUUUGUGAUAAACCUUCUUUUUGUGUAAAGGGCUUAUUUUCUCUUAUGGGAUUGUGCUAAGUUUAAUCAUGAUUAUUUGCCCUUCAGAAACAUCCAUCCAUGCCACCUGUGUGGACGCCAUAAUCUUCUACUGAGGCUGUCCUACCUAUUGCUUUGAAUCAGAAGUUGCUGCCCUCCACUUCUAACAAAAAACAGAAGUUGCUGCACUUAAAAAAAAAAAAAAAAAAAAACAAAAAACGCACUCCACUUCAAGCAGGAAGCCAGGUGGCUCAGUGGGUUUGGUGCUUGCCUCACAACCUAGAGAUUGCUGGCUGAUGGUUCUGAAAACACGCUUUAUUCGCUGUGAGUCCGAUGACGUCAUCGUCAGUGCUCACCCAAUCAGCGGCCUUGCUGCCUGGUGGUGGUGGUGUCACACUGGCCGUUUUCCUCCAACUGUUGGGGCUACGGGCAACUGGCAACUCCAACUUUUUUGGGUAUGCAUCAUACACUUCCAAAGUCUGUUGUCCGUACCGACAUCGUAAACAACGCAGUCACCCUGUAUCGACAUGGUGCCAUCUGCUAAAGUAACGACGAAACAAAAACUUUGUGAAUCUGAAGUUAACGUUGAUUGUUUAAUCGAUAGUUUGUUGUUUUUACCACAAUCCAUUAGUGCGCAUCUCUGUGAAUCCCGCCCAAGCACGCGUGAACAUGGUCACCCAACUGAGGGAGUCUACCUUUUUUCUCCAACCGUGUUGGUGGUAGGGACAACAAACAACAACAACUUUUCUGGGUGUGCGUCACACACGGCCAAGGUUGGUUAUCCAUAUCCACAACAUAAACAAAGCAGUCGCCCUGUAUUGACUUGGCAUCAUCUGCUAAAGUAUUGGCUGUCGUGGCUCGUGCUGCCGUUACCCAAGUAAUAGAUUUGUUGCUGCGGUUAAAUGGAAGAAAGAAGUGGUUGUGGGCACGAUCAUGGCUUCAAAGACGGGAUGACAGGAGUCUACCAAAACCUUGUCAGAGAACUGCUGUGAAGACCGGUGUUGUGUUCCUGACACAAUAAAUAGCCUUCAUUCAGUGAUUCAUGGAGGGGAGCUGGCAAGCGAAGUGAGCAAAGCCAUGCUGUCAGGGAAUGUGUGAGAACAGCUCUGCUUAUCAUCAAGUCUGUGUUAGUUUACAUUCACCUCUGAGCAUGCGUAGUUUGCGGGAGGACAGCCAGGAACACAACACCGGGAGUCCUACAAUUUUCAUAGACUCGAGAAUAAAGUUUUUUGAACAGUGGUUCCACAGCACAGGGUGUUGUUUUAUCUUGUCAAUUAAGUACACAAAGCAGCUCUGCUCUGCCAAUCCACUUUACGAGUCUCUUGGUGGGUCAUCUUCAACUGCUCCUCACUCCUCAGCCAUUGCCAUCGUCUAUUUGUUUACAUACAGCCAUGCUGUUGCUCGUACCCACAAGCGUUUUCCAUCCAUACGGACAACCAAUAACUCGCUCCUGGUUGGCCAUAUGGGCAACUGCAGUUGCCCGUAGCCCCAAUGGUUGGAGGAAAAGACAGUGACACUGCCUUUUAAGGCUGUGCGUGUGAUGCAGAUGGUAGGUAGAUGUGACCCAUAAUGUCAAAGCAGCGCAAAAUUUUGGGCGCUAACACGCAAAAGCCGGGGUGGUAAGAAUUUAGGACUAAACGUGAAACUCAGAUAUUUUGAAAAU